Molecule: messenger RNA, 5546 nt
Organism: Rattus norvegicus (Norway rat)
Lineage: Eukaryota; Metazoa; Chordata; Mammalia; Rodentia; Muridae
Gene: Gnao1
Product: G protein subunit alpha o1
Exons: 8
Coding region: 747-1811 (354 amino acids)
Biological process (GO): adenylate cyclase-modulating G protein-coupled receptor signaling pathway; response to monoamine; negative regulation of secretion by cell
Cellular component (GO): membrane; plasma membrane; parallel fiber to Purkinje cell synapse
Molecular function (GO): G-protein beta/gamma-subunit complex binding; GTPase activity; guanyl nucleotide binding
Source: RefSeq, marked validated
CUGCCCGCCUCUUCUCGCGCUCCCCGCUGGCCGCGGCUCUCUCGCGCUCUCCCUGUCUCCUGUCCGCUCCGCCGAGCGAUGCGAGUUCUGGGCCCCGGCGACGCCGCCUCCAGCUAGAGAUCUGCACCCCUCACCCCCGGCCCGGCCCUCUGCCCAGCCCUGCCCUGCGCGCGGGGGUCGGAGAAGGCGCCGCGGACGCACCGACGGCCGAGGAGCGGCGAUGCACAUGCACUAGCGGCACCCCCUAACUCACUCCCUCCACACCCCGCGCCGCCGCCGCCGCCACCGCCUCCGCCUCCGCCUCCUCCUCCGCCUCCGGCAGCCGCGGCAGAAGGACCCACCCUGCCCCCCACCCCACCCUCCGCCGGCUCCGGCUGCGGAUCCAGCCUCGACUCCUAUUUUAUUUAUUUUGGGUCGUGCACUAGUCUCGGUGCCUGCAACCCGCGCCUCCCGGGCCCGCGGGCGCCUCCUCUCUCGGCUCCGGAGCCCCAGACCCCGGCCACCCUCACCUCGACACCCCCAGACCCCAGCCAGCCGCCGCUAAUCUUCGCCGCUGGAAUCUUGAUAGAGGCUGUCCUUUUGGGGGGAUUCUGGUCUUUCGACAAUUUUGUUCCCAACCAAGGAAAGGAUAUCGUGAUUUUCUCCCCUUUGAGCCCAGGCUCUGCUCUGUGGGGGGGUGGGGGGCGCGCCGACCCGAGGAGUCGUGCCAGCCGAGUCGUGCGGGCUGUGGCAGGGAAGGGGCCACCAUGGGAUGUACUCUGAGCGCAGAGGAGAGAGCCGCCCUCGAGCGGAGCAAGGCGAUUGAGAAAAAUCUCAAAGAAGAUGGCAUCAGCGCCGCCAAAGACGUGAAAUUACUCCUGCUGGGGGCUGGAGAAUCAGGAAAAAGCACCAUUGUGAAGCAGAUGAAGAUCAUCCAUGAAGAUGGCUUCUCUGGAGAAGACGUAAAGCAGUACAAGCCUGUCGUCUACAGCAACACCAUCCAGUCUCUGGCAGCCAUUGUGCGGGCCAUGGAUACUCUGGGCGUGGAGUAUGGUGACAAGGAGAGGAAGGCAGACUCCAAGAUGGUGUGUGACGUGGUGAGUCGCAUGGAGGACACUGAACCAUUCUCUGCAGAACUGCUUUCUGCCAUGAUGCGACUCUGGGGCGACUCGGGGAUCCAGGAGUGCUUCAACCGAUCUCGGGAGUAUCAGCUCAACGACUCUGCCAAAUACUACCUGGACAGCUUGGAUCGGAUUGGAGCCGCUGACUACCAGCCCACCGAGCAGGACAUCCUCCGAACCAGGGUCAAAACAACUGGCAUCGUAGAAACCCACUUCACCUUCAAGAACCUCCACUUCAGGCUGUUUGACGUUGGGGGCCAGCGAUCUGAACGUAAGAAGUGGAUCCACUGCUUCGAGGAUGUCACGGCCAUCAUCUUCUGUGUCGCACUCAGCGGCUAUGACCAGGUGCUCCACGAGGACGAAACCACGAACCGCAUGCAUGAGUCUCUGAAGCUUUUUGACAGCAUCUGCAACAACAAGUGGUUCACAGACACUUCGAUCAUCCUGUUUCUCAACAAGAAGGACAUAUUUGAGGAGAAGAUCAAGAAGUCCCCACUCACCAUCUGCUUCCCUGAAUACACAGGCCCCAGUGCCUUCACAGAAGCUGUGGCUCAUAUCCAAGGGCAGUAUGAGAGUAAGAAUAAGUCAGCUCACAAGGAGGUCUACAGCCAUGUCACCUGUGCCACGGACACCAACAACAUCCAGUUCGUCUUUGAUGCCGUGACAGAUGUCAUCAUCGCCAAAAACCUGCGGGGCUGUGGCCUCUACUGAGCCCUGGCCUCCCACCCAGCCUGCCACUCACUCCUCCCCUGGACCCAGAGCUCUGCCGCCGCUCAGAUGCCCUAUUCAGUGAAGAAAACCCCAGAGGCUGGCCUGGGGGGCAGCAGGAGGCAUCCUCUGAGCGUCCCAACUCCAACUGCAUGACACGUGGGAAGAGGGUUGGGCAGAGGCAUGGAGCACACACCACAAGGCCAGAGACCACUCAUGCCACCUGGGUGCUGCUCACUGGUCAGCUGCGUCUCUUACUCAGAGGCCGGGUGGGCAGCACUGCCAUCUGGUUCAGAAUGGGCAUGUCCUGUUCUCUGCACCUCCUGCUCGGUGUCCUGGUGAUAGGGUGGCCGGCAGAGUGGCCCGCGGCAGGCGCUGCUUGGUCAGGAGAUAGUUGAUGCUUUCCUUAGGGUCUGUUUGGUAGAGGGCGGUUCCGUCGACAAAAGCCAACAUGGAGUCAGGCCACUUUUGGGGUGCAAAGACUCAGACCUUGGGGAGGGGUUCUCUCCUCCUUCACCUUGGAUCUUGGCCCUUCUCUGGUCAUCUUCCCUUGCCCUUGGGCUCCCCAGGAUACUCAGCCCUGACUCCCACGGGACUGGGAAUAUUCCUUAAAACUGGCUGACUGCAAAGGGGUGUUGGUGGAGUAACAGUCCUGCGCCACAGAAGGGGAGGGCUUGAGGGGCAGGCAGCUCUUUCCUGAUAGGCUAAUGGUGAGCCCUGAGAAUGCCAUCUGCUGCAUCUACUCACACAGGCUCAGCUGCCCUGGGCGGCAGUGAGUAGACAGGCCACAGGCUUCAGGUCACAGACAGAGCAGGCAGCAGCCUUGCCACUGGAGAGUGUGUAGGCAGAAGCAUAGGAAACUUAGGAGCCAGCUCUGAAGCCAGAACCCUGCUUUACUCCACCCUUGGUCAGGAAGUAGAAAGCCCAUGGUAUAUUCCUGGUCUCGGGGCAAGCAGUGAGCCAGCACCCUGAAGGGUGGGCUCAGGAGAAGUGUAAACCACAGACACACGGCUAGCCCCUGGGUUGGUGAGAGCCCUAGGAACCCAGGGACGGGCUUUACUUCAGAGAUUCCCCAGCAGAAAAGGGUGGUGUGGUUCUUAGCAACCCUAGCCUCAGCUGACUUUGGACAGCCAGCACAUGUCCCUGCCACUCCUAGACAUCUCCAGUCAGCUGGUACAGCCAGUGGGUGGGACGGGCUUGAAUGCUCAAUGGCAGGCUGUACUGAAGGAUGUAGAUGUGCAGUCAAGAAAGGUCCCUGCCUCCUCAAGCCCUGUAUUUUCCUGGCCUUCACUCUGAGUCCUGCUCUGUCACAGGGCAGGCAGGACCCUGGCCCUCUUUCAUAGUCCCCAUGUCCUUGCCACCAGCUCUGGACUUGUUGGUUCCAACAAGAACAGAACUCUGGGUGGUCUAGGGAGACACAAGGACCUUCCCCAGUGCCAAAGCUUAUCGGGGUAAUCCUCUGGGGAGCUCACCCCAGUCUGGGUGACCCUUUGAGGAGUCCACCCCAGUCUGAGUGAUCCUCUGGGGAGCUUACCCCAGUCUGGUUGCCUCGCCCUUCCCUCUCCACCCAUAUUUGCCUCCACUGUAUAUAUCCCUGUCAUCUUAGGACCCUGUGCCAUGUACAAGGGGUGACAGAAGAGCCUGGAGACCGCAGUCUCAGUGAUCUGUUGUGAUGGCGAAGGCCAAUUCAGUCCUUGGACCAACAGCAGCACCCCUGGGUGUGGCCACCCGUCUACAGACUGUAACCCCAAGUUUAAAAGCACCUGCUGUCAGGGGAUCUUAGCCAAGCCCCAUUCUUUAAGAUCACUUCCAGGAAGGGAGACGUCACCACCCCUAAGUACUCCCCUACAGCUUCCCAUCCCCCGUGCGGCCCCUCCAGAUCACUGCAGCUCAGCUGCGGGAGCCCUCGGCUAGAACCGGGGCCUGUACCCAGCCCUCCCGCUCCUGUCUCCAGGGCUGCCUUCUCCCCCACCUACUGUGUUCAGCCUAGUGCCGUGCUCGCCCUUAGUGCUCAGAGCUGUCUACUUGAAGCCUCAAGAAUGUGGUCCAUAGGGAAAGCUGGCCUGCCUCCCACCCAUGUCAUCACCAGCAGCUCUACCAUGGGGGACAAAUGCGUGUGGCAGAUGAAUCUUGGCGCCGCCGUGGCUUUGGGGAUGGGGGAAGUGUUGAAAGUGACCAGAUCAAGGGAAUGUGCAGUGGCGGUGUCCCCCGAGGGCCCAUGCUAGUUUCUGAGUCAGCAGGCCAGGUGGAAGCCAGUUUCUAGGAAGAGUGUCUUCUCCACAUUCAGAGAACUGUGCCUGUUGCCUAGGUGCCUGUGGCCAAGUCCUGUGCCCUGUGCCCAUGUCCAUUCCAAGAAUCUUCCCUUUAAGCAUAGGCAGAGGCCUCUGAGCUGUGGAGAGUGCUGCUGGGCUCUGUACGGGGGCGGGAAUGGAAUCCUCCCAUUCCGAGCCACUCAUUAGUAGUAUUGGCCUUCAGCCUUUCUCGAUCCCUUCGGUGGAUGGAGCCCCUAGAUCCUGGCGCCCUGUCCCCUAGUCCCCUCUUGUGUGCCAUGCAGAAGAUCUCCAUCGUCUCAGCCUCGAAGCCAGGCCCACAUACUGUGGGGGCUGGAGGCUCCUGACCUGUGUGGUCUGCACUGGGUAGCACUGAGUGCCCUGUUCAACCCCAUCCCCAGGAUGUCCACAGAGGUUGACAGUGCUUCACUCCGACCCUUGCCUCCUGCAGAGAAUACUGCCACAGAGGUGUGCCUGUGAUUCCCACGUACUGCAUGCUAUAGCCAGUGAGACCAGGGUGCACGCUCCUGACCUCCUCCCCUUCAUCUGACCCAGGCUCUUGACAUGGAGAUCCACUACACCCAGGAGAGACCCUUCCAGAUCUUCCCUCCUGACCCAGUAGUAGCCUGUCACCCUCUUCUAAAGAUCCUGAGGGCACAGAGCAUUUUCCAGCUGCCACCCCUCUUUUCUGGGCCUCCUGGUAAGCUCCAGGUGUGUGGCUUCCAGGAACCCAGUCCUGAGGCUCCAGCUCCAUUGUAUCUGAGGCACUGAGACAAGCACCCUCCAAGGUGGUAAUCCCAUCAAGGUACAAGCUAAAGAAAGUUCCAGCAUCCCAAAGGACAGGGCCAGGGCUGUAAUCAGGCUUCCCCACACCCCACCGCCCAGUAAGGAGAGCCUUGUACACAUCUGCUUAGAGAGCGGGGCUCAGCCUCACAGACAUCCCCCACCCCCUGUGCCAGAUUAUGGCCAUGUCAAAGAGGGAGCCGGAAGAAAACCAGAAUUUAUGGCCCCCACUCAAAAGUCCUGGGCCUCUAGGCAGAGUGCUCUACCCUCUGACAGACACAAAAGGCCACUAACAGAAACAGCACCCUUCCCAGCAACCCUCAUGUCCUCCUCCCGCCCGUCCCCUCAGCCUCCUGCACCAGCCACAGUUGCCUGCCCAGCAUGGACAGCAGCUGUACACUUCCUGUGUUCUCCCUGACUUCCGACUUGACCCCUGUGGCCUAUGCGCACACACCCUCAAGUCCCAGGCCAGAGGCUGGGCACCCUACGUUCCCCUUAGCAGCCUUGGGUGUACCAACCCCACCCCCUGACCCACCGCCAUCACCUACCCUCACCUCAUUAACUGUAAUUUUGUAAGAAGAGUGACUUGCUGGUUAAUAAAUACCUAGUUAUUGUAAUAAUUUAUUGGCUGCCAUAAUGUAUUUAUUAGUAACCCACCAUUAAUAAAAAGUGCCAGCUCUUUCUA